UUUUUAGAGACACCCUUCGCAAUGAAUUCAUAAUUUGGUUGCUAUUUGAAAUGUUCAAUCGGAAACCUUAGAUACGUGCUUAGCUACGGCAAAAACAACAAGUAUUAGGUACUGUGAAUGUCACUGUAUUGAAUUAUUUCUCGAUGAAUGUUUUGAUUCUUCAACAUGUAUUCUGAAGAUAAAACUUGUACGUCAAACGAAGCACCGAAAAAGUAUGGACCGAAAGCUAUCCCUCGGAUGCCUUGGAUGCCGCAAGCAGGUCCGGAACUGGAAACUGACAAUUCGAAGUUCGUAAGAAGGGUUCGAGAGGGGCUGAAAUAUCCGCCCUUGUUUGCGAAUAAGUCUUGGACUAGAAGCGUUCCCCAAAAAGAUACACAGCAGUAUUACAAACCAUCAGAAACCAUCGGCGCUGCUAUAAAUCCACAAUUGCAGGACUUGAAAAUUCAGGAUUUGAAAAGAAGGCAUAAAAAAGUUCAAGAAAACCCGUUAGGACCUGAUGGUAAAUUGCAAUAUCCUCCCAAAAAAUCUAAAUAUGAACAAGAGGCAGAAAAAAACAAGAUAGAGGAGAAGAGGAAAAAAGAUUCGAAAUUAGUAGACAUUGAAGAGCUUCUAUCCGGAAGAUAUUGGAAGAAAAGGAAAGAAAAACAGGAAAAGAAAGCAAAAGAAAAAGCAAUGAGACUCAAACUGAUCGCUCUGGAGAAAACAGAAUUUUUUCCGGAUGAAUCAACGGAGUUAUGUAAGAUGCAAGCACCACUACCUAUCCACCCAGAUGAACAAAAGGCAUAUCUAUUGAAUGUGGCAGAAAAUGAUAUGCGAAAAAUGGUUCUUUCAUCUUGCAUCAAAAGGAUUAUAUACUACUUGACAGACGGAAUGGACUCAACAGUUAUAUCGGAUUUCAAAACUGAAUACAUCGAUACUGCUAUUGGACGGAUACCAUCAAGAUAUAAACAGUUGAGAGAUUAUAAGGCUAUCAUUGAAGGUCAUAAAAAUGAAAUACUGAAGUAUUAUGAGGAACACAUGAGGUUGAAUUUAUUGAGGUUUAUUUUGAAAGACCCCGCAGAACACGAAAGACUUAAAAUUUAUACAUUUCCCUCAUUCUGGCCAACGUUGCACAUUCGAGCACCUAUACCUUGGCAUACGAACAAAAUACUAGGCGAACAUAAGAUGCAAACGCAUUUUUACUUAGGAAAUAUUAUUGCUAUAAAAGUAAGGAAUUUGUGGUUCGAAAGAUUCGAAGAUAUGUGUAUAGUUACGACUGAAUCCUUGCAAGAAAAACACCGCUUUCCGCUGGAACCGAACGUUUUCGAACAGACCAUGGAUAUGUUAUGUCAAAGAGUCCGGGACCGAAUAGAAGGCGAUUUGAUUACAUCUUGUGCAGAUAUAUUUUUGGAGUAUAAAUGGGCCUGGAAGCAGUAUAUUCCUAAGAGGCCCGUGGAAUCAGUCGAAUUAGUUGAGAGAUUUUUCAUCUGUAUCAAUAACUUGCUAUCUAUAUUGAUCCGAAAAAUGGUGGUUAAGAGUUUACAAUACUUCUUGAACUACAUCUAUCAGUAUAAGGAUGGAAAUGGGUACGAAGAAGAAUAUCAUGAUUUGGCCCUCAUUCACAUGCCAAUAAUUAGUGUUAAAGCUAAAGGACGUAUAGGAACAAAUGAAAUUUAUUUGGAUCCUUCUUUGCCAGAAUUGAAAGAAAUAAUACGGGGAGCAUUUCUCAAAAUGAUAGCAGUCAACAAAAAUAUCUUGAGAAUUGAAAAUAUAAUGUUUCCAGAAUUUGCAAGUCAUAAAACAUACCUUAUGGCCAUCCAUGAAGAUGAUGAGGUUGUUAUAAAUAUGUUGAAUCAAGCAAUGGAGAUCUUCGAUGCAAAUACAAUUGGUCCUAUGAAAUAUCUAAAAUUAUAUGAGGAUUAUUUUUAUAUCCUGAACGGAAAUGCGGAGAAGGAACUAGAAGAUUUUUUUGCUAUGGAUCCUUUUCCCUACCUGAAGGAUUUUUCGAAGAAAAUUCGCGCUUACGAGAAGAAGAAGAAUGAAAUAAUUGAUCUCCGAAGAAACAUUCCUCUGAAUAUGGUGAACUUGGACUGCAGUUACCUGAAUGAAACUCUGUACAAUAUAAUUGAUGGUUUGCGAACCCAUAUUGUGAAGUAUUUCAUUGAUGAUACUCACAUCUCUAAUAGAAGAAUAUGCGAUAAAUUCGAUGAAAUGUCUACUAACGUCAGUAUACAGACAAGCACAGUGGCAGAAUUGGUCGCUCUUCAAAACUACAUAAUCGAAUCAAGAGAUGUCACAAUGUACAACCUGCGAGAACAAAUACGAAGAUCUGUGGAGAAUAUCAUGUUUCUGAUGGACCAUGCACAUCUACCUAUGGAAGAAAUUCAUUUGAACUGUAGAACAUUUUUAUGGCCCAAGGACAUGGAAGUAGUCAUAGAGUUAGCUAUACAGAGAGUGAACAUGAAGAGGGAUCAAGCAGAGGUGGCUCUCAAAAGUAAGCGUUCUAUAUUUGACAACAAACUAUUGAAACAUGAAAAAUUGGUCCACGCUUUCCGUAAAAAGGAUCCUGCAAUCCUCACAAUGGAGGAAAUGGAAGAAAAUGCAAAAUUGGUUGAAGAAAUUGUAGAAAAACUACAGGAAGACAAAAAAGAAGCAGAAAAUAUAAAUGAAGAGGAGCAACUUCUUGAUUUCGACCCAUCGCCAUUCUUCAAUCUACAUAAAAUGCUGAACAUAAUAGAGCCCUAUGAUAAAUUAUGGCAUACUGUUUACGAUUUCCAUCUGAAGUACGAUUUGUGGUAUUACGGUCCAUUUUUGGGUUUGGAUGCCGAGGCAGUAUCUGAAUAUGUUGAGAAUACAUGGAGGGUCCUCUAUAAACUAGCUAAAUCAUUGAGCGAUAACCCUGGUGCUAAAAGAGUGGCGGAAAUUGUAAGGUCAAAAGUGGAAAAAUUCAGACAAUUUCUUCCUGUUUUAACCACUGUUUGCAAUAAAGGUCUCCAGAAGCGACAUUGGGAUAUGAUCGGUGAAAUCGUGGGCGUUUCCUUGUCAAUAGGUCCAGAAUCCACAUUGAAUGAAAUGAUUGAAGCCGGUUUACCGAAAUUUUCAUCCAAACUAGAGGAAAUUAGUGGUGCUGCUACCAAAGAGUAUGCGCUUGAGAAGAAUUUGAAGAAAAUGAAAGAGGAAUGGACCGACAUACGCUUUGAUUGUGUGCCUUACAGAGAAACUGGAGUUCAUAUAUUAUCAGCAGUGGAUGAUAUACAAGUUUUAAUGGAUGAUCAUAUUUUGAAAGCUCAAACUAUGCGUGGUUCACCAUAUGUAAAAGCAUUUGAACACGAAAUGCAGGCUUGGGAAGAUAAAUUGUUGACUAUGCAAGAUAUACUGGAAGCUUGGUUGCAGAAUCAAGCGACGUGGAUGUACUUGGAGCCCAUAUUCAGUUCGGAAGAUAUAAUGAGACAAAUGCCAACUGAAGCAAGAAAUUUCAAGACUGUGGACAAGAUGUGGAGAGCCGUGAUGGCGAAUACAAUUCAAGAUACUAGAGUACUCGUAGCUACAGAUUACAAGAGCUUAUUGAUCAUUUUAAGAGAAAACAAUCGUCUAUUGGAUGAAAUUCAGAAAGGAUUGAACGAUUACUUAGAAAAGAAAAGGCUGUUUUUUCCGAGAUUUUUCUUCUUAUCCAAUGAUGAGCUCCUGGAAAUUCUAUCAGAGACUAAGGAUCCAUUGAGAGUUCAACCUCACCUGAAAAAAUGCUUUGAAGGAAUUUACCUUCUGGACUUUACACUGGAAGAAGAAGUAGUUGGAAUGAUAAGUGCUGAAAAAGAAAUCGUACCUUUGAGCGGAAAAAUUAUUCCUGCAGAUGCAAAGGGAAUGGUGGAAAAAUGGUUGGUCCAAGUAGAGCAACUAAUGAUUCAAUCACUCAAAGAUAUCACCAGGGAUGCCCUUUUCGCAUAUGCAUCUAUGGAUAGGCCAGAAUGGAUUGUUUCUUGGCCAGGCCAGGUCGUUCAGUGUGUCAACUCCAUACAGUGGACCACCGAUGUAACUGAAUCAAUCCAGCAAGGUCACCUGGAAGAUCAAAUCGAUAGAUGUACAGAUCAAAUUGAACAGAGCGUCAAAAUGGUGCAGGGUAAACUCGAGGAUGGGAAUAGAAUAACAGUGGAGGCGCUCAUUGUUAUAGAUGUGCAUGCACGUGAUAUUGUCAAAGAACUAGCAGAGAGAAAAGUUGAAACAACUGCAGACUUCAGCUGGAUAUCACAGUUACGAUACUAUUGGAAAGAGAUGUUAGUUGGUGUUUGUAUGAUAACAACAGAAGUCAUGUAUGGUUUUGAGUAUCUUGGGAAUUUCGGUAGACUAGUAGUAACACCAUUGACCGACAGAUGUUACAGAACAUUAAUGGGAGCUUUGAAGCUCAAUCUUGGAGGAGCUCCUGAAGGUCCUGCUGGAACGGGAAAAACCGAAACAUGUAAAGAUUUAGCGAAAGCUGUCGCUAAGAAAUGUGUUGUGUUCAACUGCUCUGAUGGCUUGGAUUAUAAGGCUCUAGGAAAAUUUUUUAAGGGUCUUGCCCAAGCAGGAGCAUGGGCAUGUUUCGAUGAAUUCAAUAGAAUAGAAUUGGAAGUACUAUCUGUAGUUGCUCAACAAAUUCUCAGUAUCCAGAUGGCAGUUGCAGCUAAGCUGAAGAAAUUUGUAUUCGAAGGAACGGAAAUAACCUUAGAUCCAACCUGUACUUGCUUUAUCACUAUGAAUCCUGGAUAUGCUGGUCGUCAAGAGCUGCCUGACAAUCUUAAGGUUUUGUUUAGAACCGUAGCGAUGAUGGUUCCUGACUAUGCAUUAAUAGGAGAAAUAUCACUAUAUUCCUUCGGAUUUGUGGAUGCUAGCAGCCUUGCCCAGAAAAUCGUUCACACUUACAAGUUAUGUUCUGAACAAUUGUCAUCUCAGAAUCACUAUGAUUAUGGUAUGAGAGCAGUGAAGUCAGUAUUACUGGCAGCAGGAGCUCUGAAGAAAGCCUACCCUCAUUCACCAGAGGCGCAGUUGGUCCUCAGGGCAAUAAUUGAUGUUAACCUACCGAAGUUUUUAGCGCAGGAUGUACCGCUCUUCGAAGGAAUAUUUUCUGAUCUUUUUCCUGGUGUUGAAAUACCAAAAUUCGAACGAGGUGAUUUAAUAGAGCAUCUGAAGAAAGAACUCCUUCGGAAAAAUCUCCAACCCACACCUUGGUUCGUCGAGAAAUGUAUGCAAAUAUAUGAAAUGAUUCUAGUGCGGCAUGGCUUGAUGAUUGUAGGAAGACCCAUGGGUGGAAAAACAAUGGCAUACCAGACCCUUGGAGAAGCCUUAGGAGCAUUGAACCAGGAUAAAGGUGCGAAACUGAAAGAAAGUAAAGUUGUUUAUAGAAUAAUCAAUCCUAAAGCUAUAACUAUGGGUCAGUUGUAUGGUCAGUUUGAUCCUGCUUCACAUGAGUGGACAGAUGGAGUUCUUGCAGUUACUUUUCGAGAAUACGCUAACAGCACGACACCAGAUCGAAAAUGGAUUAUGUUUGAUGGUCCUGUUGAUGCUGUUUGGAUAGAAAAUAUGAAUACGGUACUCGAUGAUAACAAAAAACUAUGUUUGAUGAGCGGUGAGAUUAUUCAGAUGUCGAAUAAAAUGAAUCUGAUAUUCGAACCUGCUGAUUUGGAGCAGGCAUCCCCAGCAACUGUAUCUAGAUGCGGUAUGAUAUACAUGGAACCACAACUUUUAGGAUGGGAACCGUUGAAAGUAUCCUAUCUAAAUACUUUGUCCAAAACACUACUGGUUGAGCAGUUGGAAAUUCUGGAUGAACUUAUUGAUUGGGUUGUGCCAACCAGCCUCAGAUACAUAUCUAGAAAAUGCAAGCGGUUUGUUGAAACAUCCGAAAUUCAUCAAUUUUUUACAUUCACGCGACUAUUCACCUGCAUGCUGGCAGGAGAACAACAAGUUAGUACUAUAUGGCUGCAGUCAGUUUUUCUGUUCUGCAUAGUUUGGGGCUUGGGGUCAACACUCACGGCAGAUGGUCAAAAGAUCUUUGAUGCAUUCUUCAGAAAACUUCUGAAUGGCGACAACAAGAAUCACCCUAAACCUAAAUCGUUCAAAUUGACAAAAAAUCAGGUAUUUCCUGAACGGUUCAAUAUUUAUGAAUGGAUUUAUGAGAAGAAAAAUAAUGGACAAUGGACUCUCUGGGCUGACACUGUCGAUAAAAUUCAACAAAUACCUGCAAACGCUAAAGUGAGCGAAUUGAUCAUUACCACGAACCAAUCUUGUCUACAGAGAUUCUUUUUGAAGAUGUGUAUGGGUAGGGAAAUACCGAUUCUUUUCGUAGGACCCACAGGGACUGGAAAAACGGCAGUUGUUCUGGACCAUCUUAUAAAUUUACCUAAAGAAAAGUAUCUGCCUAAUGUGAUCAACUUCAGUGCCAGGACAAAUUCGACAAUGACUCAAGAGAUGGUACUGGCAAAGCUAGACAAACGAAGAAGAGGUGUUUUCGGUCCUUCGAUGGGUAAAAAAUGCGUUCUCUUCGUUGAUGAUGUUGGGAUGCCCCAAAAAGAGCAAUGGGGUGCACAACCACCGAUAGAAUUACUGAGACAAUGGAUAAAUCAUGGACACUGGUUCGCUAAAGAUACUGCUAUGCUCCAUAUCGUAGAUGUGAUGUUCGUCGGAGCUAUGGGACCUCCAGGUGGGGGAAGAAAUGAAGUCACAGAUCGCUUCUUAAGACAUAACGUUAUCAUUUGCCUGGACGCUUUUGAUGAUAAUACGUUGUCGAAAAUUUUCACCACAAUUAUGGAAUGGCAUUUGGCGAAAGGUUAUGAGGAACCAGUUGCUCGACUCUCAAAGUUUUGCGUUGCUGCAACCAUGGAAGUUUUCAAAGAAGCCACUGUGAAAUUUUUACCAACUCCGGCUAAAUCCCAUUACACAUUUUCUCUGCGAGAUUUUUCCAGAGUAAUUAAUGGAUUACUUCUAACCCCUUGUGCCCAAAUGGACGACCCGGAUAAGUUUAUCAGAUUAUGGAUCCAUGAGUGCUAUAGAGUUUUCCAUGAUCGACUCAUAGACGAAGGAGACAGAAUCACUCUAUUCGGUAUAGUGAGACACGCCUGCUACGAAAAUUUUCGUCAACACUUGCAGAAAGUUUGUGCCAACCUGCUCACUGAAGAUGAUGAAAAGAUUGCUCCCCACCAUAUAAGGAAAUUAUUUUUUGGAAACUUUCUCUUUCCUGAUGCCACCACCAAGAUAUAUGAUGAGAUAAUCGAUAUGGAGGACCUCGUUGAGAAAAUGGAGUAUUACUUAAAUGAGUACAAUCUGAUAUCCAAAUCUCCAAUGAACUUGGUCAUGUUUCAAUUCGCCAUAGAGCAUGUAUCUAGAGUCUCCAGGGUACUCACUCAACCUAAUGGAAAUUGUCUGCUAGUCGGCAUCGGUGGAUCGGGUAGGCAUAGUGCUGUAAAAAUGGCAUCAUUCAUGGCAGAGUACGCUGUAUUUGAGAUUGAACUGAGCCGUAAUUAUGGUAUAAUUGAGUGGCGCGACGAUUUGAAAAAAUUGUUAUUGAAAGCUGGCGCUGAAGGAAAAACUACAACUUUUUUAUUUGCCGAUACACAGAUCGCAGAUGAGCUUUUCAUAGAAGAUAUAAACACAGUACUGAAUACAGCAGAUGUUCCAAACUUAUAUGCACCAGAUGAGAAAGGAGAUAUAUUGGAAAAAAUGCAAGCUGCUGCUAAGGACUCGCCGAAAAAAAUUGACUCCACACCCCUUGCACUGUACAACUAUUUUAUUGAAAGAGUGAAAAGUAACUUACAUGUUGCUUUAUGUAUGAGCCCAAUUGGUGAUGCGUUCAGAUUGAGAUGCAGAAUGUUUCCUUCCCUGAUAAAUGGGUGCACGAUAGAUUGGUUUACGAAAUGGCCAGAUGAUGCUUUAGAGAGGGUGGCAGAUAUGUUUCUUUCAGAUACCGACAUCGAUAAAGAAAUGGUAACGAAGUGUGUAUCAAUUUGUCAAUAUUUCCAUGUGACAGUUCAAGAGUUAUCUGAAAGAUUCAAGACGGAUAAACGCAGGAUAACUUACAUAACACCGACUUCCUACUUGGAGUUGAUCCAAACUUUUAAAAGUUUGUACUAUUGGAAGGUAGAGCAAAUAACUACACAACGGAACAGAUAUGAAACAGGAUUGGACAAAUUAGAUUUUGCUGCUGGACAAGUCAGUAUAAUGCAAGACGAAUUGAGAGAACUGCAGCCAAAACUGAUUGUUGCUUCUGCGAAAACGGACAAGUUGAUGAUAAAAAUAGAGCAGGAUACCGUAUUGGUGGAAAAACAGAAAGAGAUUGUUGGAGCCGAUGAAGCUGUGGCUAAUGAAGCAGCUGCGGCUGCUCAAGCGAUUAAAGAUGAUUGUGAGUCUGAUUUAUCUGAGGCGAUACCAGCCUUAGAAGCAGCAUUGGAUGCUUUGAAUACUUUGAAGCCCGCCGAUAUUACUAUAGUGAAAUCUAUGAAAAAUCCUCCUUCCGGAGUGAAAUUGGUUAUGGAGGCAGUCUGUGUGAUGAAACAAGCGAAACCAGACAGAAAACCCGAUCCCUCUACAGGAAAGAUGGUAGAAGAUUGGUGGGGACCCUCCCUGAAAAUUUUGGGUGAUAUGAAAUUUUUAGAUUCAUUGAAGACCUAUGAUAAGGACAAUAUUCCUCCUACAGUGAUGAAAAGAAUAAGAGAUAGGUUCAUGACUGACAGAGAGUUCGACCCUGAACGCAUAAAAAGUGUUUCUACAGCUUGUGAAGGGCUUUGUAAAUGGGUUCGUGCUAUGGAAGUAUACGACAGAGUUAUCAAGAUUGUUGCACCUAAAAAGGCUCGACUAGAAGAAGCAGAAGCGGAAUUGGCAGUACUCAUGGAUACUUUGAAUGCGAAAAGGGCUCAACUACAAGAGGUUACCGAUAAACUACAAGCACUCAACGAUGAACUAGCCACUGAAACCAGAAAGAAGAAAGAGCUAGAGGAUUCUAUUAAUUUAUGUUCCCAAAAAUUGGACAGAGCAGAGAAACUCAUUGGAGGUCUUGGAGGGGAAAAAUCGCGCUGGUCUGACACUGCUAAAGCACUUCUAGAGUUACUCGGUAAUGUGAUUGGAGACGUGAUGUUAUCAGCUGGAACUAUUGCUUAUUUAGGCCCCUUCACUGUGGACUUCCGGCAAGAAAUGAUGAAGAAAUGGAAUGUUUUCGCGAAGAAUUCCGGCAUUCCUUGUUCUGAUAUAUUUUCAUUGGUUUCUACAAUGGGUGAACCAGUUCUAAUAAGAGCUUGGAAUAUUGCUGGUCUUCCUGUUGAUAAUUACAGUAUCGAAAACGGAAUAAUCGUUAAGGAAGCUAGAAGAUGGCCUCUCAUGAUUGAUCCACAAGGUCAAGCUAACAAAUGGAUUAAAAAUAUGGAAAAAUACAACAAACUAACUGUGAUCAAACUCACCGACUCUAACUACACUAGAAUACUCGAUAAUGCCAUAACAUUUGGGACACCUGUGAUGUUGGAAAACAUCAACGAAGACAUCGAUGCUGUAUUAGACCCAGUGCUUGCGAAAAACGUCUUCAAACAACAAGGAGUGUGGUAUUUGAAGUUCGGCGAUAACGUUCUCGAAUAUAAUUUCGAUUUUCGUUUCUACGUAACUACAAGAUUGAGAAAUCCCCAUUACCUGCCUGAGCUAGCCGUUAAAGUAACUUUACUUAACUUCAUGAUAACUCCACAAGGUCUUCAAGACCAACUUCUAGGAAUUGUCGUCGCUAAAGAAAGACCAGAGCUGGAAGAAAAGAAAAACGCUAUUAUUAUAGAAAGUGCUAAUAAUAAGAAAACAUUAAAAGAGGUCGAAGAUAAAAUAUUAGAGGUAUUAUCUUCAUCAGAAGGAAACAUUUUGGAGGACGAAACUGCAAUAAAAAUACUAUCCUCGAGUAGAGUAUUAUCGGAAGAGAUUCAAAAUAAGCAAAAAAUGGCUGAAGUGACUGGCCAAGAGAUAGAUUUUGCGAGAAAUCAGUACAUACCAGUUUCCAAGCACUCUUCGAUUCUAUUUUUCUGUAUUUCGGAUAUGGCUAAUAUCGAUCCAAUGUAUCAGUACUCUUUGGGAUGGUUUAUAAAUCUUUACAAUCAAGCUAUCUUAAACAGCACUAAAUCUCAAGUACUGGAAGAACGAAUUGGUUACCUGAACAAUUAUUUCACCAACAAUAUUUAUAGAAAUAUUUGCAGAUCAUUGUUCGAAAAAGACAAAUUGAUUUUCUCGUUCGUUUUGACUGUGGGAAUUCGAAGAGCUGAGCAAAUGAUCAAUGAAGAAUGUUUAGCGUUUUUGCUUACUGGGGGUGUAGCCUUAGACAAUCCAUUUGCGAAUCCUGCCCCAGAAUGGCUUUCGGAAAAAUCCUGGUCUGAAAUUGUGCGUUCAAGUCCAUUGAAAGGCCUGGAGGGCUUCAAAGAUUCUGUGCGGAAUAACAUUGGAGCGUGGAAGGAAUUCUACGACGUUUCCAAUCCACAUGAGGUUCCUAUGCCCGAACCUUUUGACAAGAUUAAAGGUUUGCAGCGCCUAGUCGCUCUACGAUGUAUACGACCCGACAAAGUUGUUCCGGCAGUUCAGAUGUACAUCGUGGAGGAAAUGGGACAGAGCUAUCUAGAACCACCCCAAUUCAAUAUUGAAGAAUCGUAUAACGAUAGUAAUUGUUGCUCACCACUUAUUUUCAUAUUGUCCCCUGGAUCAGAUCCUAUGGCUGGUUUGGUUCGUUUUGCUGCGGAUAAGGGUAUUCCCAAGACCAAGUUAUUCACAAUAUCCCUAGGACAAGGUCAGGGUCCAAUAGCAUCAGGUAUGAUUAAUACUGCACUUCAAACUGGCCAAUGGGUUGUCCUGCAAAACUGUCAUCUGGCUGAGAGUUGGAUGAGAGAACUGGAUAGAAUUUGUGAUGAGGUGAUAGUUCCUGAGAACACUGACACACAUUUUCGUUUAUGGCUCACCAGCUAUCCAAGUAGAUCGUUUCCAGUAGCCAUCCUACAAAACGGAGUGAAGAUGACAAAUGAAGCUCCCAAAGGCUUACGUCAGAAUCUAAUCAGAUCAUAUAUGUCAGAUCCCAUUUCCGACUCGUCAUUCUACGAGGCUUGCCCAAACUGGAGAGCAUUUCAAACUCUUUUGUUUGCCUUAUGCUUUUUCCAUGCACUAGUUCAGGAAAGAAGAAAGUUUGGACCGCUCGGCUGGAAUAUUCCUUAUGAGUUUAAUGAAUCUGAUCUGAGAAUUUGUGUUCUUCAGUUACAAAUGUUUCUGAGUGAUUAUAAAGAGGUACCAUAUGAAGCCCUUACUUAUCUAGCAGGAGAAUGUAACUAUGGGGGACGAGUGACCGACGAUAAGGACAGAAGACUGCUCAAUUCCCUCCUCAGUAUAUUUUAUACCCCAGAAACAGUUAUAACCCCACUUUACAAAUUCUCCCCUAGUGGUAUUUACUACGUUCCGCAAGAUACUACAUACGAAGGAUGUGUGAAUUAUAUAAAAUCUUUACCCUUAAUACCGCUUCCUGAGGUUUACGGCCUUCACGAAAAUGCCGACAUAACGAAAGAUAACCAAGAAACAGCAACACUUCUCAGUGGAGUUCUGUUGACGCAAACACAACUGAUAGCUGGCGGUGCUGGGGAAGAUACACAAGGUGCUAUUAUCGACCUAGCUAACGACAUCUUGGGAAAAAUUCCACCACAGUUCGAUAUCAUAGAUGUCAGCGAAAAAUAUCCAGUAAUGUACACUAAUUCUAUGAACACAGUUCUGAGACAGGAACUCAUAAGGUUCAAUAGACUCAUUGAUGUUGUGGAAAGAACAUUGAGAGAUAUGGUGAAGGCUGUCAAGGGUUUAGUUGUCAUGUCAUCCGAAUUGGAAGAGGUAACGAAUUCACUGAUGAUCGGCAAGGUACCAGACGCCUGGGCAUCUAAAAGUUAUCCCAGCCUGAAACCAUUGGGCUCUUACGUUACAGACUUGUUGCUCAGACUCAAAUUUUUCCAAGAUUGGAUUGACAAUGGACCAUCAAAUGUUUUUUGGUUAUCCGGUUUUUAUUUUACUCAAUCAUUCCUGACUGGAGUUCUCCAGAAUUUCUCUAGGAAGAGAAAACUUCCCAUCGAUUGGAUACACUUUGAAUUUUUCACAACUGGUUAUGAGACAGAUACGAAAGAGACCCCGGAAAUUGGAGUAUACACUAAACACAUAUUAGGAAUUGAAGAAUUCAGUGUCUUGGUGGAAGGAUUGUUCUUGGAAGGUGCUCGUUGGGAUAGAUUUUUGAAGAAGUUGAACGAAUCGUUCCCAAAAAUUUUAUUCGAUGUCGUCCCGAUAAUGUGGAUGAAACCCGCAGUGAAAGCAGAAUAUGAUCCUCCACCUCACUACGAUUGUCCGGUUUAUAAAACAACAGCCAGAAGAGGAGUUUUAUCCACUACUGGUCAUUCGACUAAUUUCGUCAUGUACACAACAUUCGACUCAGAUAAGCCACAAAAUCACUGGAUUAAUCGAGGGGUAGCAUGUCUUUGUCAACUCAAUGAUUAAGUGGUAUGACUCGAAUAAAUUUUCAUUUAUUAUAUCAUUGUAUACUAAAAUGUU
Coccinella septempunctata (seven-spotted ladybird) is the source of this 12525-nucleotide messenger RNA. It is a transcript of the gene Dnah3, whose product is annotated as dynein axonemal heavy chain 3. NCBI's taxonomy places the organism in Eukaryota, Metazoa, Arthropoda, Insecta, Coleoptera, Coccinellidae. The transcript is spliced from 56 exons. Bases 166 to 12471 code for a protein of 4101 amino acids. Gene Ontology annotation, molecular function: ATP hydrolysis activity; dynein light intermediate chain binding; ATP binding. Gene Ontology annotation, cellular component: dynein complex. The record is from RefSeq and is a predicted model, not a curated record. Gene Ontology annotation, biological process: microtubule-based movement.